AUGGCUGAAUUGAAACAGAAACUUAAGAAUCUCUUAGACACCAAGACUGCUGUGAAAGUACCGCUCAUAGGAUCACAAAGAUUUUCAGAUAUUUCUAGCAAAAAAAGUGACUCACUUUUAUUAAAAGCUGUUAAUAAUGAAAAAUUUGUUGAAAAAUGUGAUGCUGAACUUAUAUCAAAUAUAGAUCAAUUGCUACAAUUGAUUCUUGAAAAUCAAGCUGCAUGUGAUGAUGAAUUAGACAAAAUUGGAAUGUUACAAAAUAAUUUAAAAUCUAGUUUAGAAAAUUGUGAAUAUGCUAAGAAUUGCUUAAAACUAGCUAAAAGACAAAUCACUACAGCUGGUUUGGGUCUUUUGGGCAAUUGCAGAAAAAAAUCUUUAAUCCUCGAUUUAUUAAAUUCUUUAAAUAGUAUCAAAAUGCUGUUACAAACUGAAAAAAAACUUGAAGAAUUAGUGUCUCAAGCUAACUACGCUAAAGGAAUAGCAUUACUUUUAGAAUGUACUCAAGGUGCUUCCCCUUUUAAACAAUUUACUUGCAUUGCUGCAUUAUCUGUUAAACUCCAAGAUGCAUUAAUUAUGACAGAAGAGCAAUUAGACAUUGUUUUGUCAAAUAUGUGUUUCAAUUUUGAUAAUGAAAAGUAUUCAGCUGUUCAAGAAGCUUAUAGACGCUUGGGUAAAACAAGAAUUGCUAUUGACCAAUUGCAUAUGCAUUAUACAUCAGCAGUCCACAGUACUUCGUUUGAUACAAUCAAUUUAUUUGUUAAUACAGAUAAGGUGGAAAACAAUAAAAACUCCUUUGCCCUUUUGUGCCAGUGUGUUCCUGAUGAACAAUUAAUUCCAUGUCUUAUUGCAUUGAGUAAAAUAUUCUGGAACAUAUUACAAAGCUAUAAGAAAGCGGCAGAUUGGCAUAGAGAAUUUAAAGAUAUUAGUACAGAUAGUGAAGAUGAUAUUGAAGAAUAUGUAAAUCAAGAAUAUAUAAGUAAAAAAUUUGAAAUAGGUCCAACAAGGUUGUGGGGUGACAUCAUUACCAAGAUAUCUAAUUUAGUAUUCAAUUCAAAUAUGACAAAAUUCAAAUUUGACGACUUUCUUCAAGUGCUGUCCAUACUAAACAAGCAUAUUAAAAUUGGUGAAGAAUUUUGUAAUAGUAAAUCGGAACAAUUACAAAAUGAUACUAAAAAGUCUUGUAUCAGUUAUUUUCAUACCUAUCAUAAAAAUUGUCUGGAUGAGCUUACAAUAUUUUUUGAAAACGAAAGUUGGACUCCUUGUCCAGUGAAACGUGAAUUUAAUUUAUUUCAACUGCAGGAAUAUAGAACAAUUAAAAAUCAUAUUCAAAAAACUGAUUCUUCUCGUCUAACUCAUAGUAGAAAUUCAUCUAUGGACAGUAGCUCUAUUAGUACAAGCGAAUAUUUUCAUUUCACGUCAGAUAAAUCACCGUUUGAUAAUGAUUUAAAUACUACCUACUGUGAAGAUAUAUUAGAUACAGAAAUGGAUGGAAAUAGUGUUUGUAGUGAUGAUACUAAUAACAGUUAUGAAGACACAGACAAUGAUAAUAUAACAACAGAUAAUUAUGAAAGGCCACCUUUGCUUACAAAUACAACACUGACAGUAAUGAGACAUUGUGGAAAAUACUUAAAAAUAUGUAACAUAUUAAAAUCAAUAUCAGAAGAUGUAGUCACUUGCUUAUGUCAGCUGUUUGAAUAUUAUCUGUACUCAGUCCAUUUGCUAUUCACAUCAGACAUACUGCCUCAGAUAUGUAGUGGUGUAAAUAGUGUAAAACUUCAAUCAGUAAUAACUAGGAUAUGCAACACUUUGAUUCAAUGUAAUCAUGAAAAUGAAACAAAUCAAGAUCCAUUUAUUCGAGAACCAGUAACACUUCAUAUGUUAAGUCUGUCAGAUGCAAACAAUUUAUAUAGCAUUUCUGAACGAAUUGUGGCUGUAGAAUCAUUAGUGUUUUUAGGAGAACAGUACAAGCUAUUACAUUCUUAUUUGAAUACAUUAUUAACAUCAGAUACGAGCAGUUAUUCAUUACAACAAUUUUUUAAUCAAACUGUAGCAGUAGCUGUAGAUUUACGAAAACCAGUAUAUGGCCGUGUGAUUUGUAAAUCUAUUGACUAUAAUCAAGUACUUGGCAUGAUGACCAAAGUCAAUUGGGAGGUAAAAGAUAUUAUGUGUGAACAUAGCGGAUAUGUUGAUUAUUUCCUACAAGAGUUACGAGCUUUUUUUAAAACUCUUAAAACCUCAACAUCAAAUAUAUAUUUAAACGAGCAGGUAUUAAAUUCUAUUUGGGAAGCUAUAGCUGUUCUAGUAUCAUCUGUUUUUAUCGAAGGAUUUUCACUAGCCAAAAAAUGUUCAAAUGCUGGCCGAGCAUUAAUGCAACUUGAUUUCACACAGUUUAUGUCACAAAUAAACUCAAUUUGCCCCAUCAAUCCAUUACCACAUAAAGAACUAGUUGAAGUGUAUAUCAAGGCUUAUUACUUACCUGAAACAUCACUGGAAACAUGGACAAGGGAUCAUCAGGAAUAUACACAUAAACAAUUAUUAGCUGUCAUAAACUGUGUGUGUCAAAACAAUAAACGGUCACGACAAAAGCUGACAAAUUUACUAGAAGAAUCUCUACAAAGAUAA
Messenger RNA from Macrosiphum euphorbiae (potato aphid), 2622 nucleotides. NCBI's taxonomy places the organism in Eukaryota, Metazoa, Arthropoda, Insecta, Hemiptera, Aphididae. The record is from the annotation of a GenBank genome assembly.